CCUCCAUCCCACAACAUUAAUGUAAAAAAAAAAAAGGUUCAGUAUCCGACUCUUAGUUUUUAUUUAUUCUUUUUUUACAACAUAAAAAAAAUGUCAAGCAACAAAGCCAGAGAUUACGUCGAGUCGUAUGUGGGAGAAAGUGACGAUUACUUGAAGACAGAGCAACCUCGUUACGAUAGCAACAAGCCCAUGGCACAACCCCACACGGAAGCUUUGGAAGCAGAUCCACAACCCGAGCCAGUAAAAGCAUCCGAUCAUUACAAGCUUCAUUUACGUACCCAAAACCCCAUACCUUCCACAGAGAAAAACGAUACCCCCGCAACAACAACAGCAGCAACCACACAGACGACAAAUUUCAAGGAACAACGUAACGAGAUUCACGAGACGUCGUUAACGAUUUGUGCUGAUCUUCAUGAAGAGUUAUUUACUUGUUUUAAAGACGGUAGUUGGUGGGAUAAAGCUAAAAUG
This is a messenger RNA of Mucor mucedo, 468 nucleotides long. RefSeq lists its product as uncharacterized. The record is from RefSeq and is a predicted model, not a curated record. The transcript is spliced from 2 exons. NCBI's taxonomy places the organism in Eukaryota, Fungi, Mucoromycota, Mucoromycetes, Mucorales, Mucoraceae. The annotation marks the transcript as partial.